This is a messenger RNA of Blepharisma stoltei, 522 nucleotides long. The record is from the annotation of a GenBank genome assembly. Lineage: Eukaryota; Ciliophora; Heterotrichea; Heterotrichida; Blepharismidae.
AUGGCAACUCAUAAGAAAAAGCAAAGAGUAUAAUAUAUAUAGAUAGCAAAAGCUGUAGAAGCAGUUAUUUCUAAUGAUCCUUACUUUCAUUAUACGACUGAAGAUACUACAAUCCUACUUGAAGCAGUAAAAAUAAAUUAGAAUAAUUGGACACUUUUACAUUUAGCUGUAUGGCUGAAUAAGGAAAUUGCAAUUAAAAAAAUUUUGGAAUUAAAGCCCAAUAUUGAGGCUCUAGAUUCUAAUGGAGAAACUGCGCUACAUUUAGCCGAAAUUUCCCAAAAUGAUGAUAUAUAUAAACUAUUAAAAGUUGUUGGUGCAAACGAUACAAUUAAAAGUAAAUAUGGUAAAGGAAGCUCUUCGAACGGGAAAUUAAUUGAGAUUGAUCUCUGCAAUGAACAAGCAAAAAAGAUUGAAGUGCCUUCAAUGGUAAGUACAGUUAAAUCAACUGUUUCAGCUAAAAAUGAAAUAUUCUUAAGUUCUGAAACAGAUGAGCUGAAUUUCGAAAAAGUUGAAUUUUUAUAA